Coffea eugenioides is the source of this 2145-nucleotide messenger RNA. RefSeq names its product cell division control protein 6 homolog B. NCBI's taxonomy places the organism in Eukaryota, Viridiplantae, Streptophyta, Magnoliopsida, Gentianales, Rubiaceae. The transcript has 16 exons. Gene Ontology annotation, biological process: cell division; DNA replication initiation; mitotic DNA replication checkpoint signaling. Gene Ontology annotation, molecular function: DNA replication origin binding; ATP hydrolysis activity. The record is from RefSeq and is a predicted model, not a curated record. The coding region runs from base 85 to 1644 and encodes 519 amino acids. Gene Ontology annotation, cellular component: nucleus.
CCGGCAGGACGACAACAUCCUCCCCGGCUUCAUUGAAUAAUAGUAAAUUGAUUAACCAAUUUGUUGAAAACUGACAGCUAAAAAAUGCCGAACCUCGCUGGCCGUAGGUUAUCUCCGGUUGACGUCAUCAAGGCUGAGUUAGGAGAUUCGAGUCCUCACAAGCGUAAAUUGAGAUCUGAUUCGGCUACUCGAGAUGGUUCGGAUUCUUCAGUUCCUUCGCCGACGCAGAGUUCUCGGGUGAAGUGGAAAUCACCUCGCCGAUGUCCAAAUGACAGUCCGAAGAUUAAUAGUCCUUCCAAAGACAAUGAAAAAUUUUCCCGUGGAAAGGUAGUGACGUCGAGCAAAUCACCCGUUAAGAAAAAGUUAUCCGAUAGUUUUCUGGAUAAACCGAUCUGGAAUCCUACAGAUGUGGAUCAAUUGAGUUCUGUGAAGGAGGCAUUGCAUGUUUCAACUUCUCCUUCUACUGUAGUGUGCCGCGAAAACGAGCGAACUAGGAUGUUGGAGUUCUGCCAAAGAUGCAUUGAGCUAGAAACUUCAGGCAGUAUGUACGUAUGUGGUUGUCCAGGGACUGGAAAGUCGCUAAUGAUGGAGAAAGUUAAAGAGGCAUUGGUUGAAUGGGCAAAAGAGGCAGGACUUCAGCCACCAGAUAUAGUAUCUAUCAAUUGUACUUCUCUUGCAAACACUUCAGAAAUUUUUAGUAAGAUUCUUGGGAAAAGUUCACAGCAAAAUAAAUCAGGCGGUUCUAUUUCCCCUUUGAAGACUCUUCAGAACAAUUAUUCUCAGAAGCAGCAUUCAAAUGGGAUGAAAAUGACGUUGAUAAUUGCCGAUGAGUUGGAUUAUCUGAUAACAAAAGAUAGGGCCGUGCUUCAUGAUCUUUUUUUGCUCACAACACUACCAUUUUCCAGAUGUAUCUUAAUAGGAAUUGCUAAUGCUAUUGAUCUAGCUGAUAAAUUUCUUCCUAAAUUGCAAUCACUGAACUGCAAGCCUAUGGUGAUUACUUUUCGACCCUAUUCCAAGGAUGAGAUCAUUGUAAUUCUGCGACAGAGAUUAGUGGCACUUCCCUAUGUCGUCUUUCAGCCACAAGCACUGGAACUUUGUGCUAGGAGAGUUGCUGCUGCAUCUGGAGAUCUUCGGAAGGCUCUUUGGGUUUCCAGGAGUGCAAUUGAGAUAUUAGAAGCUGAGAUAAGAGACUCCGUCGAUUACCUGAAUCUGUCAGGAGUAGAUGAACGGUUUGGCACUACUUUGGCAAAGCAAGAUUCUACAAUUGUGAGAGUUGAUCAUAUGGCUCUUGCUUUAUCAAAGGCAUAUAGAUCCCCGGUUGUAGAUACUAUACAAUCUCUUCCCCAACAUCAACAGAUUAUUCUUUGCUCUGCUGUUAAACUUUACCGCGGAGGGAAGAAGCAUACUACAAUAUGCGAGUUAAAUAGAAGUUAUAACGAUGUUUGUAAAUCAACUUUAAUCCCGCCGGCCGGAAUUGUGGAACUUUCGAGCAUGUGCAGAGUGCUUGUAGACCAGGGUCUUCUUAAACUGGGACAAUCACGAGAAGAUAAAUUAAGAAGAGUGACCUUAAAUAUAGAUGAGGCAGACAUUAACUUUGCAUUGCAGGGAGUUCGUUUCUUCCGAAAUUGUCUUCAAUACCAGUAACAGGCAGCAAGGAAAACACCUGAUUCGUUUUGCCAACUUUCCCUGCAAGUUCAUUCCUUGGACCUUCCUAGAACUUGAAACUUGGAAUGAGUUUAUAAUACUCAUUCAAGGCAAAACCAUCUAAAAAGGCACUACUGGUUGCAGACGAUAUUUGGUGAAUGAAUGACUCCAGCUCUUUCCCGUGUGGACUUCAGAUGCAGUCCAGAGCUUCAGCAUUGUAAGUACUGGCUAUUCUGUCGCACCUCUUGGAUGCUAUGAUUAGAAGAAAAGAACCAGCACAGGAUUUGAUUUCAACCAAUACUUCAAAGAGUUGCUAUUGGGGAUCUCCAUGUUUCUUGUUUCGCCUGGUCCUGCAUUAACAAUUUGGCAUAACAAAUACAGGAUCAUAAAGGAGCAAUUUCUUGUAAGUUACUGAAAACCACUUUGCACUAAAAGAAAGGUUGUGACAAAUAUUACCAUAUAAACUAUUUUUUUUAUUCUUUACAAAAAUGGUGAACAGAA